This is a messenger RNA of Abrus precatorius (Indian licorice), 675 nucleotides long. RefSeq names its product RING-H2 finger protein ATL78-like. The transcript has a single exon. The coding region runs from base 1 to 675 and encodes 224 amino acids. Lineage: Eukaryota; Viridiplantae; Streptophyta; Magnoliopsida; Fabales; Fabaceae. Gene Ontology annotation, biological process: protein ubiquitination. The record is from RefSeq and is a predicted model, not a curated record. Gene Ontology annotation, molecular function: transferase activity.
AUGUAUGCUUCUACUUCCUUUACUUCACAACUGUUCCAUGACCUUCUGGAGGACUCUCACUCAAGAAAGCUACUCCUUCAAGAUCCACUUCACCAUUCACUUAACUCAGCCAUUUCUCCAGCUUCCAUAAACAACUACAAUUCAACAGACUCAUAUUUCAGAGGACAUAACUUCGAUGCAAAUGUUGUCAUGAUACUCUCAGUCCUACUGUGUGCUGUUGUUUGCUCGCUAGGGUUGAACUCCAUCAUGAGGUGUGUCUUAAGGUGUUCAAGCAUAGUCAUCCUUGACCCUCCAAGUGCAAGCAACAAUAAUAACCCUUCACCCCGACUGGCCAACAAAGGAAUCAAGAAGAAAGCCCUUAAGACUUUCCCUACUGUGAGCUACUCAACAGAGUUAAAACUUCCAGGUUUGGACACAGAGUGUGUGAUAUGCCUCUCAGAGUUCACACAUGGUGAUAAGGUUCGCAUUUUACCAAAGUGCAACCAUGGUUUCCAUGUUCGUUGCAUUGACAAAUGGCUAAGUUCACACUCUUCAUGCCCCAAGUGCAGACAGUGCCUCAUUGAGACUUGUAGAAAAAUUGUUGGAUCACAACAACCACCUGUGCCACAAACUAUUAUAAGGAUCGAACCGCUAGAACAUGAAGGUUUUGAGCGUAACUAUAGGGAAGUAUGCUAG